AUGGUCGGACCGGCCCUUGCUCUGUCCCUUCUCGGCCUCGGAGCCGUCCAGGCGCUGCCGGCCGGCAACAAGCCGGUUGAGGAACGGCAGUUCUCGAUCGGAGACGGGACCGGCGUCUUCAUCCCCGGCCAAGGCGACCUCCCCGUCUGCCUGACUGAUGGGACUCCGCUGAACGAGCAGCCGCCCUGCCUUCUGCCACCCAUCACCGGCGGCCUCGAGCCGUCCGACAAGAAGCGAGCGGCCAACAAGAAGCGGCAGUUCGUCAUCGGGGACCCGUCAGGCGGAUUCACCCCGGGCCAAGGAGAACUCCCUACCUGCGCGGUAGAUAUCCCUCUCAACGAGCAGCCGCCUUGCUUGCUGCCGCCCAUCACCGGAGGUCUUGAGCCACCCACUCUGCCCCCCAAGCACAGGCGCUCGUUCACCCUGCCCCCCGAUGCCGCUUCGAACCCCAAGAAGGUGAUCAUCCAGCUGGAGCAGGACCUCAUCCGGCUGCAGAACAAGAGAGACAAGACCAAGGAGGACCUGGAGGAUAUCGAGGCGAUCAAGGCUGCGUUGAGGUACCUUGCAGGCAUAACCGACAUCUCGGCCCCUCCGGGAACUGGCAGCAGCUUCACCCCUGGCAAGCGCUCGUUCGUCUUGCCGCCCGAUGCGGCUUCCAACCCGAAGAAGGUGAUUGCGAAGCUCGAGCUCGACCUCGAGAGGUUACAGAACAAGAAGAGCAAGUCCCAGGAGGACCUUGACGAUAUCAAAGCCAUCAAGGCCGCCCUGUUGUAUCUCGCCGGUAUCACCAACAUCUCGGCGCCGCCGGGAACCGGAUCCACGUUUACGCCGGGCAAGCGGGCCGCCGAGUUCGAUCCCAACACGGUCGGCGCCUACGCGUCCGAGUGCCCGAACCUCGAGGGCGCCGAGCUCGCCCUCGAGGCGCUCAUGCACAAAGACAAGCCGACGCUCGAGGAGCGCAUCAUCAUGCAGCAGCUGGCCGCCUUCCUCAAGGGCUGCGGCAUCACCAUCGUGAAGUCGCCCGACGGCACCUGGACCAUCAUCAAGCCCUCGGACAAGCGC
Molecule: messenger RNA, 1062 nt
Organism: Chaetomium strumarium
Lineage: Eukaryota; Fungi; Ascomycota; Sordariomycetes; Sordariales; Chaetomiaceae
Exons: 1
Source: RefSeq, a predicted model, not a curated record